Corythoichthys intestinalis (scribbled pipefish) is the source of this 2020-nucleotide messenger RNA. RefSeq lists its product as uncharacterized. NCBI's taxonomy places the organism in Eukaryota, Metazoa, Chordata, Actinopteri, Syngnathiformes, Syngnathidae. The record is from RefSeq and is a predicted model, not a curated record. The coding region runs from base 156 to 683 and encodes 175 amino acids. The transcript is spliced from 5 exons.
UACAUGAGCGCCAGUUGAAGAACCACAAUGCACAAGAACGAUGAAAGAAAUGGGUUGGGCGCAUCUCGGACAGGAUGAGAUAGAAAUGGCUGUUUAAAAGUCACGACUAGGAGCCGCGACGGGACGGGACGGGACGGCCACAAACCGGAGCUGAGAUGGAGGCCGCGUACAGAGAACUUUAUCAAGAGUUUGUACGCCUGAGAUCGCUUUGUCUGAGGCAGGCGGCUCUGUUGAAUCGACUCCUGAAAACAUUACAGCAUGACAAAGGUCUUCCCGCCGAGCGUAUCCAAGCCAAUUUCCAAGGAAACCCGAUAAGCGCGUACAACCCCGCCACGCGAACUGACCUGUGGGCACUCCCCGCAAAUGAGAAGACAUCUGCUCUCCUCGCCGAAGAUACGGCCGCGCUCGAUGGCGAAGCGCAACAGAAGGUGUCGUUAGGGCGGGACGCUUUAACAAAUACCAUUUCCUCCGACGCGCCCGGUGGCAGCGGGAGCCUCCAGGACUCCGGAGGGAUGUCAGACGGCCAGUUAUUUGGCUUCGACCUCCCGAGUCUUCCGGGAGGAUUGCCGACGUCCGACUUGACGCUGCAGUCUCACGAGUGCGACUUUUGCCACGCCGUUUUUCCGGGACACGCGACCACCAGGGGGGAGUUCUUGCAACAUCUCCACAAACACGUGGCCUAGCGACCGCCACCGAGGGAACCGCAUUCGCGAUGAGAUUCUUGACUCUUGACAAGGUGAUGAUGCUGGAACUUUUGUUUGGUGCUGUUCCAGUGAGAUUUACAAAGAUGACUUCCUGAAGAAAAGGUCCAAAUUCCCCCAGUCCUUGAUGGUAUGGGGCUGCAUGUCAGGCAAGGGCACUGGGGAGAUGGCUGUGAUUAAACCUUCAAUAAAGUUUACGUCAAAAUUUUAGACAGCUUUCUUAUCCCUUCAAUUGAAAAUAUGUUUGUCAUUUUUCAAGAUGACAGUGCAUCAUGCCACACGGCUAAAACUCUGAAAGCAUUCCUUGGAGAAAGACCCAUCCAGUCAAUGUCAUGGCCUGCAAAUAGCCCAGAUCUCAACCCUAUUGAAAAUCUGUGGUGGAAAUGGGAAAAAAAUGGCUCCGACCUGCAAGGAUGAUCUGGCAACUGCAAUCAAAGAGAGUUGGCACCAAAUUGAUGAAGAAUACUUAAGUCCAUGCCAUACAGACUGCAAGCUGUUGUAAAAACCAGAGGUGGUGCUACUAAAUACUAGAGAUGUGUUUUGAUUGUUAUUUCUCUGUUUGUUUCUCAUGAUUCCAUAUUUUUUCCCUCAGAAUGGAGUGAUUCCAUAUAUAUUUCCCUGCACUUGCUCUAUGAAAGUAACAUUUACUGACCACCACAAUGUAUUUUAUUCAUUUCUUUUAGUGUUUCUGAAUGCUAAAGAGCAGCACUUUUGAAUUAAUUCUUUUUUUUUUUUUUUUUUCAAGCUUUUUAUCUGAGUUCUACAUGAGAAAAUGUCUGAGUGAGUGCUCGUCUGAGACGGGUGAUUCCAUACUUUUUGCUAGGGGUUUUAGCAGCAACCUGUCUGUUGACACCCCUGAUUUAAGAGGAAGCUGGUAAUUAAACAAAUAUUACGUGACCCUUGAUAAGGUCAAUAAAAAUCUUUGGGGUUUUUUUUCCCCUCAGCCCUGAAGAGUCACUUUUAAUUUUAAUUCUUAAUUUAUUGAUGUGUAAUGUUGUUCUGAUGAUGCAUAUUUGGCACGAAACACAAAACGAAUGAAGAUGAAAGUGAACGGCAUCCUCGCCACAAGCCACCCAAAAAGGCCUUUUUUGCUGAACGUGAAGACGUUACAGGUAAAAAUGUUUUUAAAAACUCAAUAAAAAACCACAAGUACCAUGAGUGCAUCGUACAAAUAACAGGAUAAAAUGUUUAGGAAAAAAAAAAAAGAAGAUGGACAGAAUCAACAGGUUGAAUUCCUUGAUUCAUUUUCUUGAUUUGCUAGAAAAUGAGGAUUAGUAAACCGUUCUAUAUUUGACAUGUUGAAAAGUUACGCCCUUUCU